CCAACUUAUCCAACUCCAUGGCUAAUUGGGCGCAGCUGGGUUUGGCCAUGCACAGUCGACAUGUUUACAACGGAACGGACGACCCAAUCCAAAUAAUUAUCUCUAUAGUUCAAGGCAGCAGCUCAGAUGGCAGAGGCACCAACAGAUCCAAGCCUGGACAUUUUCUCGGAGCAAGAGUUGACCUGCUCCAUUUGCCUGGAUGUGUUCACCGACCCCGUCUCCACACCCUGCGGACAUAACUUCUGCCAGGCCUGCAUCGGGGGGUACUGGGCCUCCAGUCGCGUGUGCAGCUGUCCACUCUGCAAAAGACAGUUUGAUGAGCGGCCCCUCCUCAACAUCAACAGAGUGUUUGCCCUCAUCGCGGAUAAAUACAAGCACUCCCGUUACGGAACGCCGCUACAGAAGGGGCUGCCCACGGCCGCCGGCGGACAUGAAGAGCAAGCGGGGACGUGCGCCUACGCUGCCACUAACCCGUUUGCGCCACCGGACCCGGGCGCGCUGGUCAAUUGUGACAUUUGCACCGGGGUGAAGCGGGCGGCCGUGAGCUCGUGCCUCGUGUGCACGGCGGCCUACUGCGAUGAGCACGUGCAGCCGCAUCUGACGUCUGCGUUCUACGCCUCCCACAGCCUGCUGGACCCCCAGGAGGCGCUGCGUGGACGCACUUGCGCCGAACACAAGCACCUGCUGGAGGUGUACUGUAGGACGUGCCAGAGCUGUGUUUGUGGGAUCUGUGUCUUGGGGGAGCAUCGCACUCACCAGACGGUCUCCGUUCAGACGGAGAGACUUCACAAACAGAAACUGUUAUCCAGGUCCGAGUUGGAGAUAGUGAACCGCAUUGAGGGGAAGAAUCUUCGUCUUAUGGGGCUGAAACAGCAGCUCCAUGUCGUCACGAACUACGCCAACGGAGAACAGGCAGAGGUGGAGCAGCUCCUCUCUGAGCUGUCCGAGUCCAUGGAGAGCAUCCGGGCACUCCUGCUGGGCAGGAUGCAGACCAAGAGGGACGCCGUGAUGACCCACGGGGAGGGGCUGGUGAGCCGCUUGGAGGCGGAGCUAGGCCAGCUGGUGGAGAGGAGGGCCCUGAUGGACACCCAGGCCACCAGCCAAGACCACAUUAGAUUCCUGCAGGGUAGAAAACCCACACCCCACACCAGGUCCAUCUAG
Molecule: messenger RNA, 1161 nt
Organism: Gadus chalcogrammus (walleye pollock)
Lineage: Eukaryota; Metazoa; Chordata; Actinopteri; Gadiformes; Gadidae
Product: E3 ubiquitin/ISG15 ligase TRIM25-like
Exons: 6
Coding region: 127-1161 (344 amino acids)
Molecular function (GO): zinc ion binding
Source: RefSeq, a predicted model, not a curated record